AAUCCAAAACCCUUCAUCGAUCAUCUCCCUCCCCCGUUCUUUCCGUUCGCCAAAUCGACGGGAAAUGGAGGCGAUUCUUAAGAGAUACUUCGGGUAUUCUCAUUUUCGAGCUUACCAGAAAGAGAUCAUCCAAAAGAUAUUAGAUGGGAGGGAUUGCUUGGUCGUCAUGGCCACCGGAAGCGGGAAAUCCAUUUGUUAUCAGAUCCCUCCUCUUGUUAAAGGAAAAACCGCUGUCGUCAUAAGCCCCCUUCUAUCUUUGAUGCAAGACCAAGUUAUGAGUUUAAAGCAGCGGGGUAUCAAAGCUGAUUACCUUGGAAGUACUCAAACUAACCGAUCUGUUUCUACUGAUGCUGAGAAAGGUAGCUUGGAUAUUUUAUACAUGACCCCUGAGAAGGCUUACUCGCUUCCUCCAAGCUUUUGGACUAACUUGCUAAAUGCGGGGAUUUGUUUGUUGGCUGUUGAUGAAGCACAUUGCAUAUCAGAAUGGGGCCAUAAUUUCAGGAAGGAGUACAAGCAAUUACAUGUAUUACGUGAUGUUCUUGUAAAUAUCCCUUUCGUUGCUUUAACAGCUACAGCCACAGAGAAGGUUCAGAGUGACAUUAUUGGUUCCCUGAUGAUGAGAGAUCCUUACAUCGUCAUAGGCUCGUUUGAUCGUCAAAACCUUUUCUAUGGUGUUAAGUCUUGCAACCGUACUACAUCAUUUCUUGAAGAACUUGUAACAGAAGUUUCAAAUUACAAUGCCAAUAAAAGCUCAACUAUCAUAUACUGUACCACUGUCAAAGAUACUGAACAGAUUUGUGAUUUAUUGACUAAUGCUGGAAUCAGGACUGGCAUUUAUCAUGGCCAAAUGGGCAGUAAAGCUCGGGAAGAAUCUCAUAGAUCAUUUAUUAGGGAUGAAAUUCAUGUGAUGGUUGCCACAAUAGCUUUUGGUAUGGGCAUUGAUAAGCCAGAUGUAAGAUGUGUGAUACAUUAUGGCUGCCCUAAAAGUCUGGAGUCUUAUUACCAGGAAAGUGGGCGGUGUGGUAGAGAUGGGUUGCCUUCAAUUUGCUGGCUAUAUUAUUCAAGAAGUGAUUUUGCAAAAGCUGAUUUCUAUUGUUCAGAAGCGCAAAACGAAACACAACGGAAAGCUAUCAUGCAGUCUUUUAUGGCUGCACAAAAGUAUUGUUUUCUUCCUACAUGUCGCAGAAAGUUUAUACUUGGGUAUUUUGGUGAAAAGAGCAUAAGUGACUGUGGCAAUUGUGACAAUUGCAAGGGAACUAGAAAAGAAAAAGAUUUGUCAAGAGAAUCUGUCUUGUUACUGUCUUGCAUAAAAUCUUGUGGUGGCCGCUGGGGCCUCAAUAUGCCUAUUGAUGUUCUUCGUGGUUCUCGUUCUAGGAAGAUUCUCGAUAACAAUUAUGAGGAGCUUCCAUUGCAUGGGCUGGGAAAAGACCAUCCGGCUAACUGGUGGAAAGCACUUGGUGAUCUACUUAUAGCCAAUGAUUUCUUGAAGGAGAAUCUUCGGAAUGAAUACAGAUCUGUAAGUGUCAGUCUAAAAGGGCUGCAAUUUCUCAGUACUGCAAAUACUGUGCAUGAAACCCCUUUGGUUUUAGCAAUAACACCUGAGAUGAUAGAAGAAGAAGAGCAAGGAAGUCUGCAACGUAGAGUUGGAGAUCUUCAAUCGUUAUCUUUUUUGGAUAAUCAAGAGUUCUCUGAGGCUGAAGGAAAGCUUUACCGCAUGCUUUUGGACAUCAGGAUGAAGCUUGCUAAAGAUAAUGGAACUGCUCCUUAUGCUAUAUGUGGGGAUCAAACAAUCAAAAUGAUGACGAAAAGAAGGCCUUCUACUAGAGCUAAUUUAGCAAAAGUUGAUGGCGUUAACCAGCACCUUGUAACAAAAUACGGCGAUAGUUUUCUUGAAAACAUCAGAAGGUUAUCACAAGAACUUAACCUUCCAUUGGAUAAUGGUGCAUUAGUAUGGCCUACUGUUCAGAAAGGGGCAUGCACAAACACUCGGGGAAAAACUUCUCCCGCCAGAUUUGAGGCAUGGAAAGCGUGGGAAAAGGAUGGGCUGUCAUUUCAAGAAAUUGCUAACUUCCCCACAAGACCAGCACCCAUAAAAGUACAAACAGUGAUCUCAUACAUCCUUGAAGCAGCUCGAGACGGAUGUGAGCUAAGUUGGACAAGAUUCUGUGAUUGCAUAGGAUUGACGCUUGAUAUAGCCAUGCAAAUCCGUGGAGCAAUUGCAAAAAUCGGAUCAACAGAACGGCUGAAACUGAUCAAAGAGGAACUGCCGGAGAAUGUAAGUUAUGAGCACAUCAGAACCUUGUUGACAGUGGAAGAACUCAGCAUCAAAGUCGAAGAACUUUUUGCCGGUAAAACAGCAGAUGAAGCUCCUGUCCAGGUACGCGAGUCACCAGUAUCAGGCCAUGAUGCUGAGGUCAAGGAAGAAAGAGGUAGCUGUGAAGAUGGCAUCACGGGUAAAGAUGCCAUUGAGCCUUCAGAGAGCAUUGACAAGCGUGCUUCUGUGAGGCAACAUCGGAGUGUUGAUGGUCGAGAUGUUGAAGAUUCUCCAAAGAAGCUACAAAAAAUAAGCGAGCAAAAAGGAAAAUGCGGUGGUACAUUUGAGGCUACUGGAAAUUCUCUGUUAGAAUGGAUUGGAGAUCAUCACGAUGGGGUUUCUUUAGCUGAGAUUGUUGAGCGCUUUAGUGGAUCAGAAAGGGAUAUUGUUGCUAACUUGUUGGACGUCCUCGAAGGCGAGUUUUUGAUAUUUAGGAAAAAUGACCUGUACAGAGCUAUGUAACUCUUGUAUCUGAAAAAAGAAAUAUUUUCGUGCGCUUGAAGGUGCGAACUUGCUAUCUAAGGAUACUGGCUUGUAUAGUGCUAUGUGAAUUUGGAAAAAAAAAAAAAAAAAACCAUAAAAGACUAGGAACUCUUCGAGUAAGAUGACAUAUGUAAGGUUUUGAAAUCUAAGGAUGCUGGCUUGUACAGUGUUA
Molecule: messenger RNA, 2969 nt
Organism: Ananas comosus (pineapple)
Lineage: Eukaryota; Viridiplantae; Streptophyta; Magnoliopsida; Poales; Bromeliaceae
Product: probable ATP-dependent DNA helicase RecQ
Exons: 20
Coding region: 65-2776 (903 amino acids)
Biological process (GO): DNA replication; double-strand break repair via homologous recombination
Cellular component (GO): nucleus; chromosome; cytoplasm
Molecular function (GO): ATP binding; 3'-5' DNA helicase activity; nucleic acid binding
Source: RefSeq, a predicted model, not a curated record